AAUAUGCUAAUCGCACGAGUCGCAGGAACAGGGGAGACUAUUUUGCUGUCUGCUAUUGCUCUAUGUCAGUGCGUGCCAUGGACAUUGUCGGACGAUUAUUGAACGACUUUAUAUUCAGAUGGAGAAAAAUAUUACAAGACCAUUGAAAGGACACAAAAUGAUUUGAUGCCAUCAAGAAGAAGUGCACUUAGUCCUGUUGCAACCUUAGGAAAAUGGAGCAAGCUCUAAGUUCAGUGAUGAGAAAUAUUGUUGAUGCUCAACGUCUGGAUGAUGAGGAUCGUAACAAGGAAGCUUAUUUGAGAUACCUGGAAUGCAUCUUGGGCAUUGCCAGUAACUUACUACAAAGUAUCAGAGAUGCAGGUGGUUCGGUUUUGAUAACAAAAGAAAUUCAGAAGCAAGUGCGCCUGGCACAACAGUGUAUUGAAAGGGUUGCUGUUCUCAUGGACAAAAUUGGUUUAGGCCAGCCAGGAACAGUAAUGAUACCAUCUGAGGCACAAAUACCUGAUGAAGGAACACCAUUUAAAUCCAGGUCUUUUAUCAUUGUACCACCUUUGUCUCCAGAGCCAUCUGCAAACACUUUUUCUCGGGUGAGAAACAGAACGCCCAUGGAGAUUGCUUAUCAGAGAAACCAGCAGCUAAUGGCAGCAUACAGAGAACGCAUGACGAGAAUGAAUAAGCGAGAUCCUGGUGCAGCUAGCUUAAGUUUGACAUUGCAAAGAAAGAUGGCUGAAAAUUUAGCCAUAGCCAGGAAGCAGGAAAUGGCUCUAGCCAAAAAGAUGCAGGAAAGACAAGAAAGGCUUGAAGCAGAAGCAGCAAAGCGCUUCACAGCACCCAUUGGGAUGUCUGAAGAAGAGCAGGAACAGAGGCAUAUCUACAAGAAAAUACUAGAGUACGAACAAGAUGCAAAAUGGCUGCAAGAGUGGCGAACUAAAUUGGAAAGUAAUUCUCAAGAACCAGAGCUUAUUUGUCGACUUAUUCAAGAUAUUCUUCGAUGCACUGACCAUCCUCUCACUGUGAUGCUGAAAAUAUAUCGAGAGAAAAUAUACGAGAAAUUGUAUCCACUUGUUGCUAAUAAGAAGCAGAAACUUUCUGCCAUUAUAGUGCCUCUGCCAGAAUCCUUAUGGCCACCAGAGUUUUGCUACAGUGAUAAUUUUGUUGCCCAAAAGAACAUUGCAACAAGUGAAAUAAACCCACAGUUUAGUUUUGAAACCCCACUGUUUGAUGAUUUGAGUAUGAGCCUAGAAAAUGAAAGAAGAGAUGAAGAUGCUGAUCAGUCUGCUUCCGAUAAUGUUACAAAAGUCAAAGAUAUGACAGCUGCUUCAAAUGAUAGCACAGGUAUUGAACAUAUCUCGUCCAAGUCAUCUCUCGGGAGUGCAGCAGAUUUAGACAGAGAAACCAGGACCACCUUUGACAAGGAUGAGAUGAAAAAAGAAGUAGAUUUUGAUAUAUCAGAAAAUUCACAGGGUAUAGAUGGGGUUAAUAAAAGCACCCUUGACACAGACGCAGGAAAAGGUGACUCUCCAUGUCUGCCAUCAAAGGAAGAAGGAUGCAUUUCUUCUGAAACCGACUGUUUUACAAAAGAGUAUGGUUGCAAUAGCACGGAAAAGAACUUUGAGAGUGAGGGAAAAAAUCAUUUGCCUGCUGAUUCCAACAUAAACUGUGCCUGCGGAAAGGAUGCUAAAAGUGCCUUCAUAAAUACAGAGGCAGAAAUGAAAGAAGGACAUGUGAUAAAUUAUUCUUCUGAAAGUCUUGGUGAUGAUAGCAAAUCUUCCAGUAAUUGUAGAAUUAUGGAGAGUCAAAACAGGACUUCAGCAGUCCACAAACUGAAGAAUCCCUCUUAUCCCCAAAAUUACUUAGUUGAAGCUGUACAGGAAAACAAAAAAGAGCUGAGUGAUUCUAUGGCACAGAAUAAGAAGCUGUCUCAACAGCUUGCAUAUGAACAAGAGAGAAUGGCCAAGAUGCUGCACCAGGUGAGUCAAGACUAUGAAAAAUAUAAUGAAGAAAAUAUGGAUGACCUGUUUGAUGAUGGUGAAGAAAAUGAGUAUGAAGAUCAUGAGAAACAAAUGCUGGCCCAUUUGCCUGAAUCAGAUCAAAACACUGUCUCAGUUUCUCAAACAACUAUUGGUCCCAACAGUAUGGUCUUUAGGUCACUUUCUGGCAUGGUUCAAGAGUUUCCCAGCUUACCGAGUGUAGUUGAUGAUUCCUCAGAGAUAGAGACAUUAUCAAGCCAGGCAUAUGAAAGGCACUUGAAAAAUAUCUCAGCUGAUGUGCAUAUGUAUAUGGAGAAAAUGCUUGUACUUUUCACUAUUGCAUAUGAACAGUUGGAUUCUCCGCUGGGCAGGGACCAGUGUUAUGCAUCACUUGAAGAAAUGUUUUUCAAGCCAUUGUGGAAAUUUCUGCUUAUGCUUUUCAGACUGGUACAUUACAAAGAGGAGCUCACAGCUGCUUGCAAAAUGACUCAGAUGGUUGAUGCUACGCCACAACAACUAUGCGUGACACCUAACUGUCCAUAUAAAGCAGCUAUUGAGGAACUUCGUCGUAUCAGAGACCAUUACACCAUGCUUAGUAAACUGGAGUGUGUUGUCAAAGUUGUACGUCUAAUAUUUGAUUGCAUCAAAGACUUUUAUCAGAAUCAAGGGACCGAGGUGCCUAGCGUAGGAGCUGAUGACCUACUUCCUGUCAUGAGCUAUGUUGUAGUAAAGUCUCAGCUACCACAGUUGGUGUCAGAGUGUCGUGCACUGUCGGAAUUCAUCCAUGAGGGGUACUUAAUGGGACAAGAAGGCUACUGUUUGACCACUGUAGAGACAGCUGUAUCAUAUAUAGUUACUUCAGAUCUACCAAGAUUGUGUUCUCCUAAUUGAAAAAGAAAUGACUUGUAUCAUAAUUUACAUCACACUAACAUUAUGUAUCCUGGUUCUCCACACUUUUAAUAUGGUUCUUGCAUAUUGUGUGAAAUGUAUGCAUAUUUAAAAGAUUUGCAUAAUUAUGCCCAAUAAACAUGAAUUUAUUCUUUUUCACAACCACAGACAAGCAUGCUGAAAUGCAAAAGAAAGAGAAUUUAUUUUUAUUUGUACAGUAAUAGAAAUUGCCAUUAUGUAAUCUAGUCAUAGCGACAAAAUAAUUCUUUUGCUUUGAAGAUGCUAGUGCAAAUUAAAAUCAAAUGCAGUACAGUUUUUUUCACAUUAUGAAAUAUGAAUGUAACAGUUUUUAAACUUUUUUUCUCCUUAAAAGCCUUUGUUAAUUACUAUUGUUUUUCAUGAAGUUUCAUGAAGCCUGUGUUGGUUUAUGACAGUUUUCUGCUGUUGAGAGCAACCUCUGGGUGAAUGACAACUUUCACUUAUAUAUAAUUCAUGUAGGACGAAGUUAUACUGUCACCCAUUAUUUAUAGAGCUAUUUAAUGGACCAUCAAUUGCUUAUAUUAGUACAAAUUGAAGUUUAUAUAGUUUUUUUUUAACUUUAUAUUUUUAUGUUAUUGUACAAGGUAUUCGUAGCAGAUGCUAGCAUGACGUGUGUGUGUAUACACACACACACCCGGGCUGGUCUAAAGUUUGAAGAAUUUCUUCUUCAUGAAUUUAGUGUUGUUGUAUUUUUGUACAUUGAACCUCAAUAUUUAAUUAAGAAAUUCCCUGAAAUUCAUCCUCCAGGACAGAAAUCAUACUGUUGAAUGACUGAAAACAAAAAGCAUCUGGCAUCAGCAUAAUUGAGGUGCCAACUUUGUUUCCCAGCAAGAUUGUGACUUUCGUCUUCUUACAAGAAUCAAACACCCACUGAAGUAGAUCCUCUGGGACUGACAAUAUCAAAGCUCUUUUUCCCCAUUUUUGUUUUUGGGAGAUGAAGUGCAAGGAAAUUAGAUAUCAAGGUUCAGUGCACAAAAACUCUUAAGUAAAAUUCGGUAAACUUUUGGACCUUCCCAUAUGCUCCCAGUUUUUUUUAUCAUUGUGAGAUUAACUCUUAUUCCUCUGACAGUUACACGAUCAGUAAUGGUUGCAUUUUAUAUUUUCUUUUUUAAACAAGAUAUAUUUAGCGAUCUUUUACAGCAUUUACUCAGCUGUGUAUAACAGUAUUUUGUAAUUACAGAAGAACCAAUUUAAAUUUUUACUCAAUCCACAUGAGAGAAAAGAACAAGGUGGGAGAGAAUUUUAGAUUACUUGUGUACCGUGGACUAUUUGUUUUUCAAACGCAUGAAUGUGCAUAUACAUUCCAUACAUCAUGUAUGUGUGCUUUGCGUAUGCAUGCUGUCUCAGAAUAUUGCAAUACAUUUUUAGAGUAAUUAAAUGGUAUUGGGAAAAGUGA
Molecule: messenger RNA, 4293 nt
Organism: Pomacea canaliculata
Lineage: Eukaryota; Metazoa; Mollusca; Gastropoda; Architaenioglossa; Ampullariidae
Product: VPS9 domain-containing protein 1-like
Biological process (GO): vesicle-mediated transport
Cellular component (GO): endocytic vesicle; cytosol
Molecular function (GO): guanyl-nucleotide exchange factor activity; small GTPase binding
Source: RefSeq, a predicted model, not a curated record